Messenger RNA from Hypanus sabinus (Atlantic stingray), 4664 nucleotides. Its product is annotated as protein LSM12 homolog A-like. The record is from RefSeq and is a predicted model, not a curated record. Gene Ontology annotation, molecular function: RNA binding. The transcript has 5 exons. The coding region runs from base 659 to 1402 and encodes 247 amino acids. NCBI's taxonomy places the organism in Eukaryota, Metazoa, Chordata, Chondrichthyes, Myliobatiformes, Dasyatidae.
AAGGAAAUAGAGCUGUUUCUGAAGAUGCAAGCAAAGGAAUCGCUGUUUAGCGCCAUCUCCACUUCGCUCUGCCUUGAUUUUCAGUGUUUAAGAAUUGUCAUAAAUAAGCAGCUGUCCUGAUUAGCUAAUGGCCCAAUAAACUAGCAUCUAACAUAUACAAUUAAAUCUAUUAUUAUUUAAAGUAGGUUAAAUUAAAUUUUUCCAGUGUGCUUGUUUGUCAUUUUGGGUGAGUUUUUUAAAAAUAAAAAUAAAAGACUAUAUAUAAAGGUAUAGAAGUUUUUACAUUCCUGGUCAAUACAUUCAGCAUUAGUGUUAACAUUUUUAAAACAUUGUAUUAAAUUCGCAGACAGAUGCUGUAGUACAUCUUCACGGCAUUGGUUAACGACUUAGUGUUGCUUGGCGCUGCUUUCAUUUUAGAGGCAUUAAAUAUUCCACUGUACUCCUAAUUUGGGGUCUGAAAGUCGCCGAGUUACUUUCUCUUUCUCUAGGUGCAAGACGGCGAUACAACGUCAACACCGACUUUCUUACUGCAGAACUUGAACCGCUUCAGCUCCGUUCGCUUCCCUUUUUGAUUGACAGCCAGCUUCCAUCUUCCUCUGCGCAUACUCUGCAUAGCACAAAGGCUGCUGGGUAAGCGUUCCUGGCCAGCAUUAACAAGAUGGCUGCUCCUGGAGAGUACUUUGGUGUCGGAAGUCAGAUUUCCUGUUUGACGUGCCUGGGCCAGCAGCUCCACGGGGAGGUGGUCGCCUUCGAUUACCAAUCCAAGAUGUUAACCUUAAAAUGUCCUUCUUCCAGUGGGAAGCCCAACCAUAAUGAUGUUCUGCUGAUUAAUUUAGCUUAUGUUUCGGAUGUUAAAACAAUUAGUGAUCGCACAGAAAUGCCACCACCCUUAGCUUCACUGAAUGUUAGCAAGCUUGCCAAUCGAGCACGGACAGAGAAGGAAGAGAAAUUAAGCCAAGCUUAUGCAAUUAGUGCCGGAGUCUCUCCAGAAGGCCAGCAGCUUUUUCAGACUAUCCACAAGACCAUCAAGGAAUGUAAGUGGCAAGAGAAGAGCAUAAUUGUCAUGGAUGAAGUUGUAAUUGUACCACCUUACCAAGUUGAGAACUGUAGAGGCAAAGAGGGAAGUGCAUUAAGUCAUGUACGCAAAAUAUUUCUCCACUCUCAGGUAAAGAAUACCCUUAAGGAUUCCGGAGGGCAAGAAGCGGAGUGGCCGAAGCUGAAAAUUGGAGAUUCGGUACUGAUCAGGGAUUGGCAGCGUCCCAAACUUGGACCCCGGUUAAAGUACAAGGCCAGGAGCAUUGGAUACACCUCAGUGACUGUAAAAUAUGGCUUUCUGGCAGCAGUUAACCAUUUGUGGACUCAUUUCUUUAUUGUGUGUUGCAGUCAAUUCCUUAGAGGAUAAUUUGUUUUAUCAAGUACAUGAAUGACAGCACAGUAACCAUACUGCUUGUUAUCCUUUGGUACUAUCUGUGGAAGCACUGUUUGUAGCUAACCCAUUAGGGCUAUCCUGGAAGGGACGUGAUGGGGCGGUAAAUUGGAUUAUUAAGUAUGCAGAUGAUACUAAGAUAGGUGGCGUGUGGAUAAUGAAGUAGUUUUUAAAGCUUGCAGAGAGAUUUAGGCCAGUUAGAAGAGUGGGCUGAAAGAUAGCCAUGGAGUUUAAUGCUAAUGUGUGAGGUUCUGCAUUUUGGUAGGACUAAUCAAGAUAGGACAUGGUAAAUGGUAGAGCAUUGAAGAAUGCAGUAGAACAGAGUGAUCUAGGAAUAAUGUCACAUAGUUCCCUGAAGGUGGAAUCUCAUGUGUAUAGGGUGGUGAAGAAAGCUUUUGGUAUGCUAGCCUUUAUAAAUCAGAGUAGGAGUUGGGAUGUAAUGUUAAAAUUGUACAAGGCAUUAGAAAGGCUGAAUUUGGAGUAUUGUGUACAGUUCAGGUCACUGAAUUAUAGGAAAGAUGUCAACAAAAUAGAGAGGGUACAGAGGAGAUUUACUAGAAUGUUACCUGGGUUUCAGUACCUAAGUUACAGAGAUGUCAACAAAAUAGAGAGGGUACAGAGGAGAUUUACUAGAAUGUUACCUGGGUUUCAGUACCUAAGUUACAGAGAAAGAUUGAACAAGUUAGGUCUUUAUUCUUUGGAGCGUAGGAGGUUGAGGGGGGACUUGAUAGAGGUAUUUAAAAUUAUGAGGGGGAUAGAUAGAGUUGACGUGGAUAGGCUUUUUCCAUUGAGAGUAGGGGAGAUUCAAACAAGAGGACAUAAGUUAAGAGUUGGUGGCAAAAGUUUAGGGGUAACGCAAGGGGGAGCUUCUCUACUCAGCGAGUGGUAGAUUUGUGGAACGAGCUUCCAGUAGAAGUAGUAAAGUCAGGUUCAAUAUUGUCAUUUAAAAUAAAAUUGGAUAAGUAUAUGGACAGGAAAGGAAUGGAGGGUUAUGGGCUGAGUGCAGGUCGGUGGGACUAGGUGAGCGUAAGUGUUCAGCACGGACUAGAAGGGCCGAGAUGGCCUGUUUCCAUGCUGUAAUUGCUAUAUGGUUAUAUGUGACCUAAUGGUGGAGGGUAGAUCGGGGCAGAAUGUAAAGAGAUAGACGGGAAGUUUCGUAGAGGGGCUAGGGGAUAUUGUAUUGAGAGGAGAACUCAAUGAUGGUGACUACUACGCCGCUAACCCUGAGUGUGUGGGGACCCUCGAGCGGCGUGUAACGGGGAAAGGGGAAGAGUGGGUACCUAGUGAACGCUGUUAUCCCUUCUUUUUCACGGGAAAGGGAUUGGGGUGCGUUUCGUCAGGGUACCCUGGGAAAUACCUUGCCUGGAGAGACGUCGUUUGGAUGGCCGAUGUAAGAUGACAAGGGAAUAUUCUGUAGCGAAUGUUUUCAAGAACAAUGCGUGACCCUCCGUAGGGGAGUUCCGUGUGUAUGUGGAAAUUGUAAUGUAAAGUACAGAAUGCCCACGUUCAACGAUGACUGAUAGCUCAAGCCGUGAGUAAGGAAUUCUUUGCUGACUGGAGGAAUCCUGUUACUCUGUGCUAUGGGUUCCUGAGCACUCUCUCUCUCUAGGGGUUCUGCAGGAACCAAAGCUGCAAAGAAUCGUAACUACCUCAUUUGUGGGCUAAUGGCAUUGGGAAACAGUACAGUGGAAGGCCUGGAGGCUGUGAACAGGAAAUUGGUGGAGUUACGACUCUAAGCACAGCAAAGCAGGUAUGCUGUGGAUUAUCAGUUGGCCCAGCAAGUGGAGGAUAUGCGCAAUAGUUGGAGACUAUCACCCAUGUUGCUGAUGAAUCAUACAAUGUAAUCCAUGCUAUCCAGUCUAGUAAGUUCCAAGGAAGAAGAGGGCUGGAUAGGAUGGUUGCUGGGAGGAUCUUGGGCAGCUUAUUUACUGCCCAGGCUGAUUUCUCUCAUUGUAAUAAUUAUCGUUUGUUGUGCGAUAAUGACGCCUAAAUGCUGGCUGCAGAAUUUUCAUGGAAAGGCUGAUGAUGCCCUUCUCGACCCCCAUUUAGUUGGUUAUCAUGAUAUGAUAAAAGAUGGGGGAUGAUGGAGUAAAGGGAUAGGUAAAUAAGGGUAUAGAUUGAAAGACAAUGAUUAGCUAAGGAUCAUUUACCUUCUAGGUGCCUUAUGCUUGUUAAUGUUGCUGGACAGCCAAAAGGGAACCUUACCCAGCAACAAUUUACAUACCAGUCAUUGUUCCCUAAUAGUGUUAGAUAUAGGUCAAAUAAGGAAUUAUCUGGUCACACAAAGCAUUUUGAGGUAUAACAUAACUAAAUAUGAGUAAGAUAGCAUAGGGGUAGAAUGUUCAAGAAUAGGGGGAGGUGUCAGCAUGAGGAACUAAUAUAUCCAGGCUAGCUUUGGCAGAAAAUAAUUAUAACUAACCAAUGAUGAUUUUACAUCUAAUUGUAUCUUAGCAUGUGAUCAAAACUAUUCUAAAACUGUAUUAACUCACGUAAUUAUAGUAUUUUCUGUAAUGAUCAGUGUUAUAAAUUGUGAAGAAUUGUGAUGCAGUGUCCGGACUGGCUGUUUGAGAGAUCAGGCUGUAACUUUCCCCAUAGUAUGCUAUAAAUAAAGAGUAAAAGUUUUAUCGCUUGUUUUAUAGUCUUAUUGCGUCCUUGGCACUUGUGCCUUUGUGUCGGGUCGAUCAGUCUUUGACACCUCAGCAUCUCAAAGACCAUCUCCCACCCCCCAUCCUCAUCACAUUCUACAGGGGUUGUAUUGAGAGCGUCCUGAGCAGCUGCAUCACUGCCUGGUUCGGAAAUUGCACCACCUGGGAUCGCAAGACCCUGCAGUGGAUAGUGAGGUCAGCUGAGGUAAUCGGGGUCUCUCUUCCCGCCAUCACGGACAUUUACACCACACUAUCAUCCACAAAGCAAACAGCAUUAUGAAGGACUCCAUGCACCCCUCAUACAAACUCUUCUCCUUCCUGCCAUCUGGGAAAAGGCUCCAAAGCAUUCGGGCUCUCACGACCAGACUAUGUAACAGUUUCUUCCCCCAAGCUAUUAGACUCCUCAAUAACCAGAGCCUGGACUGACACCUUACUGCCCACUACUGUGCCUAUUGUAUUGUUUACUAUUUACUGUAAUGCCUGCACUGUAUUGUGCACUUUAUGCAGUCCUGGGUAGGUCUGUAGUCUAGCUUUUUCUGUGUUUUUUCCACGCAGUUCAGUUUUGUACUGUUUCAUGUGGCACCAUGGUCCUG